This is a messenger RNA of Toxorhynchites rutilus septentrionalis, 3251 nucleotides long. RefSeq names its product photoreceptor-specific nuclear receptor (gene Hr51). The record is from RefSeq and is a predicted model, not a curated record. Lineage: Eukaryota; Metazoa; Arthropoda; Insecta; Diptera; Culicidae. The coding region runs from base 723 to 2684 and encodes 653 amino acids. The transcript is spliced from 10 exons. Gene Ontology annotation, biological process: positive regulation of transcription by RNA polymerase II; cell differentiation; anatomical structure development. Gene Ontology annotation, molecular function: nuclear receptor activity; RNA polymerase II cis-regulatory region sequence-specific DNA binding; zinc ion binding.
AGCGGCAGUAGCAGGCUUGGAGGGUUCAUGUCAUCCUCGCAGCGGAACUUGGUUGUUGUUAUCAAAUUAACGGAGUGAUUUUUAGUCGCUGAACGGAUCGGGAAGCGUACAUACGGAAUUCCUCUAAAGCUCUGCACUGUAUGCAACUGUUGGAGCUCCAUCGGUAACCUUACCUGCUGUUGCGUUGAAAGUUGGCAAAAAAAGGUGAUUUCAUGCGUUCAUUGUCGCUCAACUGCAUGAGUGUAGAAAAAGUGCAAUCCUUUCCUGAGAUAUCCGCCGAAAAAAUCUCAACUGCAUCGUCCGGUAUUGUGGUGGUCUUUGGGCACUGUCCAACCAACGUUUGAUUAGGACUACAGUACGGAAGUCGGUCCGACAAGUGGAUGUUAAUUGGAUUUUUCAGUGUACCGUUCGACACAAGUGAGCAUCGUGAAUGCAUAUCAUCAAAUUUUUCUUUUGGCGUUACCCGAUUCGGAAGUCUAGCUGCAUUUUGACAGUAGUGAACCUGAUUCAUCUCACCGCGAGCACAGCAAUUAAUGUGUGCAAUUGAAAAGGAUUAACGCGUGACGUGUGCCUAUCGGAACAAACGAGCGGAAAAAGAUCCGUGCCGUUGCUGAGCGCGAGUGCAUCGUCAGAGAUCAAAUGGGAUAAUUUCGUUGGUGUCCGUGGAAAACGUUGUGAGAAAAAAUAAGUGUUAGCUCGUUCUAGGAUAGACAGUUGGGUGAAUGUUUUCGUUCCGUAACAUGGAAGGCUCGACGGUUUUGCAGGAUAACAAAACAGGUUUCAAUAAAACAUCCAUUGCCGAGUUCUAUGACAAAUUGGAAAAAGACGAAGGUGGCCUUCAGAGUGGUCGAGGGUUCGGAAUUGACGAUUCAGGCCAUGGGGCACUCAGCAGGAUCGAAAAUGGAAAAGCAGAUCAUCGCGGGUCUCCGGUAUCCUGCUACUCACCACAAAAUCGACUUCUGCCGUGGCCACCCCAGCAUCUAACUUCGGCCAGUGAAAGUGGCACUGUUAGUUCACGAAAGUCGCAGAAUCUGGGACUGAUUUGCGUGGUGUGUGGAGAUACCAGCUCCGGCAAGCACUAUGGUAUUCUCGCCUGCAACGGAUGUUCGGGAUUCUUCAAGCGCAGCGUGCGACGAAAGUUAAUCUACAGGUGUCAGGCUGGCACGGGGAAUUGUACAGUGGAUAAGGCUCACAGAAAUCAGUGUCAAGCAUGUCGGCUGAAAAAAUGUCUCAACAUGGGAAUGAAUAAAGACGCGGUCCAAAAUGAGCGUCAACCACGUAACACGGCAACAAUCAGACCGGAGACACUGCGGGACAUGGAACAGGGUCGUGCCCUGCGGGAAGCUGCGGUCGCGGUCGGCGUUUUCGGGCCACCGGUAUCGCUUGCGCUUCUGUCGCCCUCUCGAUAUGGUCCAAGCAUUCUUCCGGCACCGGCCUUACCCACUAGUCAAUUUCUGCACCACCACAGCCAGGUUUCCUCACUGGUCAACAGCCUCCCCCAUCACCACCCACAUCAUCCUCACCAUGCAAUGCACGGCUUAGCCAAUGGCCUCAGCCUGGGUCUCAACGGAGUCAACGCAGUCGGCCACAACAUCUCGGCUGCUGCGCCUAUUUCGGCCACCUCCAACAGUAACAACAAUAAUAAUAACAACAACAAUAGUCCCUUGGUCAACAACAACAAUCUCAGCUCGACGGAGAAUCUCAACAACACCCAAUCAUCGAACCAUUCCAACGCCAGCGAGCAGCACUCCCCGGCUGGAGGAUCGCCGGUGCAUCGUCGGAACUCAAACACCCCGGGUUGUCAGAACUCCGCGAGUCAGGAGAACUCCUUGGUUAAACAGCAUACCCACAGCACAUCCUCGUGCGGAUCGGCAAGUCCGAUUCUCCAGGAGGAUACCGCCAACGACAACGACGAUGAUUCAAUCGAUGUCACGAACGAUGAGGACGUGGAACCUGUCCAGAACAACUCGACCAUUCCCAGCCUUGUAAAUCAUCCCUUGUAUGGUCAAAGUCCGAUGUUCAACUUUCAAGAAACGAUUUACGAAACCAGCGCUAGGCUACUGUUUAUGGCGGUGAAGUGGGCGAAGAAUUUACCCAGCUUCGCGAGUUUAACCUUCAGAGAUCAGGUCAUAUUACUGGAGGAAUCGUGGGCGGAACUGUUUCUUCUCAAUGCCAUCCAGUGGUGCAUGCCUAUUGACACCGCUGCCUGCACACUGUUCUCACUUAAUGAACACUGUUCGAGCGUAAACAACUCGGGAAUCUUCAAACCUGGACAGGUGGGUUUUGUACGCAAUAUUUCGGUUUUGCAUAUUAAAACGAUGUCUAUCUUAUUCCAGCUAGCGCAAGAUUUACGAGUAUUGAAUGACACCCUCUGUCGGUUCAAAUCCGUAAUGGUAGAUCCAGCCGAAUUCGCUUGUAUGAAAGCGAUUGUGCUUUUCCGAUCGGAAGCGCGUGGGCUGAAAGAUCCUGUGCAGAUUGAAAAUCUUCAGGACCAAGCGCAGGUCAUGUUGGCACAACACUCUCGAACCCAGUUCCCGGGUCAAAUCGCGCGUUUCGGAAGGCUACUGCUGAUGCUGCCGCUGCUGCGGAUCAUCAACUCGCAUAAAAUCGAAUCGAUCUACUUCCAGAAGACGAUCGGCAACACCCCGAUGGAGAAGGUUCUUUGUGAUAUGUACAAAAAUUAGCGGCACAAAUUUGCUUUAUUACUGGCCCAAAUAUGUGAAUAUAGCGUAAGACUAGUCUAAAACACGUAUAGAUAGUUAAAAAUCCACACCCACACACAUAACGCAAUAGGAUAGGAGACAGCUCGCCAAUUAUCGUUUCGUUUUCGGGACGUUUGUCAAUUUUAUUGUGCACAGACGAGUCGGAAAGACGAAAAAAAGUGCAUCCAAUUUGGAUCAUUUGCGUAAUUAUUGGAGUGUUCCGUUUUAUGUUCCCCGUUCCGAACCACAAUUUUGUUCAUAAAACAGAACUAAUCGAAAAACAACAACGAGUUUAGCUAUUAAAACUGAUUCGAGGCUGCCAGGCUCAUUCCAACCCACCUAACUUAACUGGCGCUCGUAGUUUCACUCCAACCCCCCCUCCAAUUUGGGGGCGAAACUUCACAUUAGUAAACUCGUGCGUAAAUUAUCAUGCGGUCACAUUUCACAUCACGUGUGGAAUUUUGCUUCGCUAUACUUUUUUUCCCUCUCGUCUGCUUCAGCUCUCUCCAAUCUCGUCCCACUUCGAACUUCUGCACCGGACAGCUCGUU